This is a messenger RNA of Protopterus annectens (West African lungfish), 1701 nucleotides long. RefSeq names its product beta-1,3-galactosyl-O-glycosyl-glycoprotein beta-1,6-N-acetylglucosaminyltransferase 3-like. Gene Ontology annotation, cellular component: membrane. Bases 16 to 1335 code for a protein of 439 amino acids. The record is from RefSeq and is a predicted model, not a curated record. The transcript has a single exon. NCBI's taxonomy places the organism in Eukaryota, Metazoa, Chordata, Ceratodontiformes, Protopteridae. Gene Ontology annotation, molecular function: acetylglucosaminyltransferase activity.
CUCAGAUACAUUGAAAUGGUUCGAUUUUCUAAGACAAAGUGCUUGCAGCGUGUUGGAAAAUGUGUUUUACUAUCUGGACUACUAACACUGAUUGCAGUCUUAAUGCUGGUGCAUAGAAACGAGGAAUGCAGUGUGAAACAUUUCCAAGAAGAAUCUAUUUUUCGUUUCAGUACAAAAUGCAGGAGUGAGUUUUAUGAGCGUUUCCGCUUAACUUCAAAGAAUUCAGAUAAGUGCUCUAGUAUCAUAAAGGGGGACCCUGAAGCUGUUGAACUGACACGUCUGGAAAGAAUUCUCAGAAACAAGCAAUCAGCUGUAAAUGAAUCUGUUUACUUGAAUAUGACACAAGAUUGCUACUCUUUUAAAACUUCACAGAAAUAUAUCACUUUUCCGCUCAGCAGAGAAGAAGAAGAUUUUCCCAUUGCAUAUUCAAUGGUUAUACAUGAAAACAUUGAAAUGUUUGAACGACUUUUAAGGGCUAUUUAUGCUCCACAGAAUAUCUACUGUAUCCAUGUGGAUAAAAAAUCUCCAAAACAAUUUAUGCAAGCUGUUGGUGCAAUUGCAUCUUGCUUUGAUAAUGUUUUUCUUGCCACUAAACAGGAAAAUGUGGUCUAUGCAUCUUGGUCUAGAGUACAGGCUGAUCUGAACUGCAUGGAAGACCUACUUAGAAGUAAAGCACAGUGGCAUUAUUUAAUUAACACGUGUGGCAGUGACUUCCCUAUAAAAACUAAUGCUGAGAUUGUUAAGAUUCUAAAAAUACUAAAUGGCAAAAACAGUAUGGAGUCGAUAAAAACACCAGGAAAUAAAAAGUAUCGUUGGAUGUUUCACUAUGAUGUGAAUAAAUCUGUGGUAAGGACUAAUACAAAGAAAAGUCAACCACCAAUUACAACUCCAAUGUUUGCUGGAAAUGCUUAUUUUGUUGUAACAAGAGAAUUUGUAAAACAUUUGUUUGUGGAUUCAGUUGUACAGAAACUAAUUGAGUGGGAGAAGGACACCUACUCCCCAGAUGAGCAUCUCUGGGCUACACUGCAACGUAUGCCUGGAGUUCCAGGUUCAUACCAACAAAACAGUGAGUAUGAUACAUCAGAUAUGAUCUCAUUUGCUAGACUGGUGAAAUGGAUAUAUUCUGAAGGUGAUAUCAACAAAGGGGCACUUUAUACUCCAUGUACAGGUACGCAUCGACAUGGAGUUUGCAUAUAUGGAGCAGGCGAUCUCCAAUGGAUUCUACAGAAUCGCCACCUAUUUGCAAACAAGUUUGACCUUACAGUGGACAGAACUGCAUUUGAGUGCCUAGAGGAAUAUCUGAGGCACAAAGCUUUUUAUGGAGAGGGUCUCUGAAGCAUUAAUUCUAAAACACAGCUGAUUAAAUAACACUCUUUAGUAUUUUAAAAUAAUAAUAAUAUAUCAUUUAUACAAUGCAUGCAGGUUCUGGAAAGGUGCAGGCUUGUUUUUUUAUAUAUUUAUGCAAAAAUACAGGUGUCACAGAAGUGAUAUUUUGUGAUAACAAAGACAUGAAAGGAAUUAUCUGCUGGUAUGUGCAAUUUCUCUGAAACUCACAUUAAGCAUGUGCGUACAUUUCAUGCCAUAAUCUGCUAUCCCUGCAAAAAUAAAAGCAUUGCAGUGUUUAAACUUUGAUAAACAGAAGGUAUCAUGGUUGAAACGGUAAGUAAAUGUUAGUUUUUUAAGGAUAAUGUAUUUUCUUGG